Danio rerio (zebrafish) is the source of this 1964-nucleotide messenger RNA. RefSeq names its product alanine--glyoxylate aminotransferase 2 (gene agxt2). Gene Ontology annotation, cellular component: mitochondrion. Gene Ontology annotation, molecular function: beta-alanine:pyruvate transaminase activity; L-alanine:glyoxylate transaminase activity; (R)-3-amino-2-methylpropionate:pyruvate transaminase activity. The record is from RefSeq and is marked provisional. NCBI's taxonomy places the organism in Eukaryota, Metazoa, Chordata, Actinopteri, Cypriniformes, Danionidae.
AUUUUGGAUUCACAGCAGAAGAAUUGCUCGUCAAAACCUCAAUCAUGCACAAAGUGUGUUGUCGGUUGCACGGUCGGUCUCUUUUGGGGAAAACGGGCUUAAGGAGUUCAGUGGACGCUUGUGUGAAAUUCCACAAAGCUGGCGGUGUGCUGUGCCAGAAAACAGCAGUCAAACAUCCAUCAGCGGUCCUGCCCCAGAUUCCCCCAUGUGACUUUAAACCUGAGCCCUAUCAGGGCAUGUCUAAAGAGCGUUUACUAGAUAUUCGGAAACACAACUGUAACCCUAUGACCAUGAAGGUAACCUACUACAAGAAGCCGGUCUUCAUAAACCAGGGCCACAUGCAGUGGUUGUGGGACGUGGACGGAAGGCGAUAUCUGGACUUGUUCGCAGGGGUGGCCACCGUCAGUGUUGGACACUGCAACCCGAAAGUGACCGAGGCGGCCGAGAAACAACUAAGGCGUCUGUGGCACACAACACCCAUCUAUGUGUAUCCACAAAUACAGGAGUAUGCAGAGAAACUAGUCUCACUUCUGCCAGACCCACUGAAGGUUGUGUAUUUUACCAACAGUGGCUCAGAGGCCAACGACCUUGCAGUGCUGAUGGCCCGGCUUCAUACUGGAAACUUUGAUGUCAUCACGCUUAGGGGCUCCUAUCAUGGUGGCAGUCCACAAGCCACGGGUCUGACGUCCAACACGCAUUACAAAUACCCAGUCCCGUCUUCUCUAGGCUGCCAUAACACCAUGUGUCCGGAUGUUUUCAGGGGUCUCUGGGGAGGAAGCCACUGUAGAGACUCUCCUGUUCAAACCAUCCGAGAGUGCAGCUGCUCCCCAGGUCACUGUCAUGCCAAUGAUAUGUAUAUCAAAGAACUCAAAGAGGUGUUCGACACAACCGUUCCCAGUCGAAUCGCUGCGUUCUUCACAGAACCCAUUCAGGGUGUCGGUGGGGCUGUUCAAUACCCUAAAAACUACCUGAAAGAAACUUACCAGCUUGUUCGGGAGAAAGGAGGAAUCUGUAUAGCCGAUGAGGUCCAGACUGGCUUUGGCCGCACAGGGAGCCACUUUUGGGGUUUUGAAGGACACAAUGUUAUUCCAGACAUGGUGACGAUGGCGAAGGGCAUUGCCAAUGGCAUCCCGAUGGGAGCUGUGGUCACGACUGCAGAAAUUGCCAGGUCAUUUGCGAAGGGGGUUCAUUUCAACACGUUUGGAGGAAACCCAUUAGCCUGUGCUAUCGCAUCAUCAGUGCUGGACACAAUAAAAGAGGACAAGAUGCAGGAGAACAGUGCUGAAUUGGGGACGUACCUGCUGACAGAACUGGCCAAACUCAGAGACAAAUACGAGAUCAUCGGAGACGUGAGAGGAAAAGGCCUUCAGAUCGGGGUGGAGAUGGUCAAAGACAAGGCCAGCAGGACGCCACUUCCUCAGGAGGCCAUGAAUGAGAUUUUCGAGGACACUAAAGACAUGGGUGUGCUUAUCGGGAAAGGAGGGCUGUAUGGACAGACGUUCAGGAUCAAGCCUCCUAUGUGCAUCACUAAAGCUGACGCCGACUUCUUCCUCUCCGUGUUCAACCAGGCAGUGCUCAACUACACGGAGAGAAGAUAAAAACAUCGAGAACAUAAAAAAACCACACACUGACAAGGUCAUAUUUCAUCUGCAGAAUUAUACAUUACAUAACGGGUCACAGCAGAUGAUCUAAAGACCAGCAAAUGCGACUAACCUCAUUUUCACACUUGCAUUUCUUAGUAUGGGAGCGAUGUGUGAAGAACAUCUAAGUAAUUGGUUUGAGUUCACUACACUGUAGAAACUACAACAUAAUUAAGAGCACUUCAGCUUUCUGUCUGUGGCCUGACUGACAAUCUAAGACCAGAUGUGUGUCACACAUUCACAUAUGAACACUAUUCUAUGACUUUUAUAAAGUGAGACACAAACUGUUUUAAUGCAUCUGUUAAUUAAAAAAAAAAAAAAAAA